GACCGGCAAUUUGGACCAAAAUGACAUUUCCCGCUUUUCAUCUUUCCUCCUGCACCAGUGGAUAUCGGUGGCUUCUGAGAGUGGCGCGCGCACACACACAAGCACACCUCCGAUUAGCGCGGUUGGCUACGUACGGUGCGAAAGAAGUUCAACACACAAACGGGGGUGUUAGUGUCUCUCUCUCUGACCAUGACGAACUUCUCGGGCACGUGGAAGCUUAAAACAAGCGAGAAUUUUGAAGAGUACUUGCACAUCCUGGGGGUCAGCCCCGUCACCAAGAAGAUCUCCACCUGCUCGAGACCCACAGUCCACAUCAGCCAGGACGGAGACAACUUCCACAUCCGUGCAGCAUCCUUCCGCACCGCCGAGAGCACCUUCACCGUCGGCCAGGAGUUUGAGGAGGAUGGGCCAUGGCAGGGCCUGCGGCUCCGGAGCCUGGUGAAAUGGGCCGGGCCGGGGAAGUUAUCGUGCGUCCAGAAGCCGGUUUCCGGUGAAGGUCAACCCAUCUUCUGGACCAGAGAGAUCGUCAACGGAGACCUCGUGCUUAAUCUGACCUUCAAGAACGUGUCGUGCUCUCGUGUGUUCGUGAGGACGCAAGAGACGGCGCUGUGACGACGCCUUCGAGGAAGAAACGAACCACCCUGACUCCAUCGGCUCAUACUGCAAAUCUUCUCAACAAUAGGAGUGUUCUUCUUGGUACUUUCGGUAAAGUCUUUGGGUAAAGUCACGUAGACCUAGGUGACUUUACCGAAAGAACCAAGAAGAUGAAUCCCUGCAGUCACGAAAGCUUUAAAUCGAAAAAUAGGAGUGUUUUAUUUGAUUGUUUCAAGAUCGCGCAUUUUCGAGGAGGAUAGCACGGUGGUAGAUGCCUUAUCGCAGCACUGAGCCAGCUUUGUUGACAUCCUCGGUUCGAAUGCAGUACCUCUUUUUCCAGCGUGUGGGACCCUCACGGUACGGGUGGUUUUCCACGGGGCUAUUUGCCGAGCCAAGCCAGAGCCAAAUCGAGAUGCUCUGGCCUUACGAGUCAUCUGAAUACAACUUGGGGCCAAGCAGGGCCAGGAGUUGUCGUACUAAAAUUCUGCGUGUGUGACGUCAGCGGGCAAGGCUCGGCUUCUGCAGUGGGAGAACAAACCCAGCGCCUCUCGGCACGACCCUGGCGAGGCUCAGCUGUAGGAUGGAAACGACGUAGCGGGGUCGGCCCACCCGCAAUCAAAAUCUGGCUUGUCAAGUGCAGUGAGCUGAUGUAACUGCAACAACAACAACAUAUUUCAGUGUUAAUUUUGGUUUGCCGCUUAGUUUGACAUAUUCCAGCUGCGGGAAUACAAUGUUGUUGGUCCGAUCGACAUGUGAAGAGCAAAUCUAAGUGUGGAUGGAUAAAAAUAAGUAAUAUUUUUAAAAAAUAACUUUUUUUAAACACGCUUUUAUUAAAUGUACUGAAAUGUAGGAAGUGACCCCGAAGCUUGCCAUAACGUAAGGGACCGUGGACAAUUAGACCCAAGCCGAAACAUAACGUAUAAAAAAUGUUUAAAAAUAUAGAUUUUGUAUUUUUUCAGUACGACAUAAGUAUACCAAGUUUGCAGUCGAUACCACAAUGGAAAGUGGUUUAAAAUUGAAUUACAAGAUUUGAGGAUACAACAACGACAACAGAGAGAGUGAGUUAAAAGAAAGCGUGUAAAAAAAAGACCCCCAUUGAAGGUACUUGAGAUGUAGCUGCCAUUCUCUCACACUAGGUGGUGCACUGCUUGCUGUGAGAAUUUUAAAUGUAAAUAUAUUCCUCUCACGACGUGACACUGGCUGUGCAAUAGGAAUAUAAUUUCCAAUAAGAAUUAAAAGAAAAUGUUGGCACCCAAACUCCUUCCAAGGCUUAACUUUGUUCCUGAUCAAUUCCGCGGUGAUCGUGAAAAUCGUGAAAAUCGUGAAAAUAUGCACUCGGUCGACGCGCGCAAAACAAUAGUUUUCGAACGAGUUGUUAUUUAUUGCUUCAAAACGCAUUCGUGUCAUUCAAUACCGCAGAAGAUAGGGGAACAACAAGGGAUUUAAAACACGAGCUAGGAAAAAAAUAAUCCGCCACGCAUGGAUUGUGCGACGCUUUCCAUUCCGCGUUUGUCUCCUCAAUUGGUUUUUGUUUGGCAAUCUUUCAAAUCAAUUUGGCCGGCUUUCACAACAAUAAGUUCCCAAUCGCAACACAGUGUCGCACUAACGUUUGGUUCGUAUGAUUGGAUCAUGUUAACGAGAGAUUAUAGUGUCCUCCUUCGGCCCAGGAUGGGCAGAGCAAGGGCAUGAACGCCUUCAGCCCGAGUUGGAAAGCAUACACAAUAAAAAAAUUUAACCGUAAAAACAAA
Molecule: messenger RNA, 2342 nt
Organism: Lethenteron reissneri (Far Eastern brook lamprey)
Lineage: Eukaryota; Metazoa; Chordata; Hyperoartia; Petromyzontiformes; Petromyzontidae
Product: cellular retinoic acid-binding protein 2-like
Molecular function (GO): lipid binding
Source: RefSeq, a predicted model, not a curated record